Messenger RNA from Talaromyces atroroseus, 210 nucleotides. RefSeq lists its product as hypothetical. The record is from RefSeq and is a predicted model, not a curated record. The transcript is spliced from 2 exons. Lineage: Eukaryota; Fungi; Ascomycota; Eurotiomycetes; Eurotiales; Trichocomaceae. Bases 1 to 210 code for a protein of 69 amino acids.
AUGUCUCUACGACGAUUGACAACACCCGAGAGACCUCAACGAAAUAAGUGGAAUAGUUCAAAGCUUCCUCCUGAUAUUGAAAUACAAGUCCACUUGGAAGGCCAUUGCCCUGGCAGUAUUCACCGUAGUAUCGCAGAAUAUAAGGGUGAUGAUGACCAAGCCGCUCAUAGAUGCGUUUCUUUGUCGGUGGAUGAUCGAAAGUCUCCUUGA